UCUCCUCCAAAAAUUCUCAUUUCAGAUCUCCACACUCAUUUCCAUGGAAAUUCAAUCCGAACCCAUUUCAGAAAAUCUCUCUCAAUCCCACCUCCAAUCCCAGAAUCUCGAUCAGGUUGAGACCGCGGAAGAGAUAUCGUCCGUUUGUGACGGUCUCCAGACCCAAGAGAACGAGCUUGCCGAUGCCUGUGAGGAAGUUCCGAUCGAAUUCGAUGGCCUCACAACUCAAAAUCUCGAUCUUGUUAAAACCAAUGUAGCAAUCUUGGAUGGAUGCAGCCAUCUGAAUCUGAUCGGAACCCAUGAAGCAGCUUCGACUGGCAACAAUGGUCUACAGACUCAAAAUCUUGAUUUCAUUAAGGCAGAUGAAGAGAUCUCGACUGUAUGUGGCAAUCUACAGGUCCAAAAUCUCAAUGUCAUUGAGACUAAUGAAGAGAUUUUAACAGAAUUCAGAUCCAUCAGAAGCCAGAAUGGUGAUUUCAUCGACACCCAUGAAGACAUCCCGAUUGAAUGCAGCAACCUCCCUACUAGAAAACUCAAUCUUGUCAAGACGGAUGAAGGCCUCUCAUCUGAGUCUGACACUCUCUGGACGCAAAAUCAAGAGGUCUCAAUCCAAUUCGAAUACUUCAAAAGCCAAAACCUUGACCUCAUCAAUACCCUCGAAGAAAUCUCUGCUGAGCGGGACAGUCUCUGUGCACAGAACUUCAAUCUCAUUGAAUCCUUUGAACGUGUCUGUUCUGAACGUGACAAUCUCCAAUCCAAUCUCCAUAGACUUGAAAAUGAAAUCAGCUCAUUACUGGAAGAAAGGAGUGAGAGAAUCCGAGUUUUCUCUGAGGGUGUGGAAUCACUGACAUCAGUAAAAGGAUGCUUGAAAAGAAUUGCUGAUCGAAUCGCUGAAGGAAAGACAGAGAGUUCUGUUAGAGAAGCAGAGCAGGUUCUGCUGAUUUCAGAUGAGGACCCAGAAAGACUAUCGUUGGAAGUCAUGGGUAUUUAUAAGCUUGCAAUGAUGGUGGAGUCACAGGCAGUGGAGCAUGAAGAAACAAGAACCAAAAGAAUGCAGGUUUUGUCUGAGAGUAUUGAUUCACUCCGAUCAGUAAAAGAGUGCUUGGCGAGGAUUGCCAAGGGAGUCAAUGAAGACAAGACAUUGAAUUUUGGAGAAGAGGAUGAGCGGGUCCUGGACGGAUUAGAUAUAGGAGAAGAUAUGAGAACGGUAUUUCUGGAAAUUACAGAUAUCCAUAAGCUUGCGAUGAUGGGGGAAGCACGGAUCAUGGAGCAUGAUGAAAUGAGAAGGCGAGAAAUGGAGGAGGUGUUGGAGGAAACAAGAAAGAGAACCCAGGUUUUUUCUGACAGUUUUGAUUCUCUUCACUCAUUGAAGGAGUGUUUAGUCAGAAUUUUUGAGAGAGUCGACAGAGAAAAGACAGAUAAUCCUGUGGAAUUAGUUGAACAGACAUUCCCCGAAGAUUUGGAUUUAGAUGAAGAUUCAAAGAGGGUGUUUUUGGAAAUUACAGAUAUCUAUAAGCUUGCGGCAAUGGUAGAGGCACGGAUCAUGGAACAUGAUGAAACAAGACGGAAGGAAACAAAGGAGUUGGAAGAAAGAAGUAGGAGAGUUCGGGUUCUCUUCAACAGCUUCGAUUCGCUCCGAUCAGUACGUGAGUGUUUGGAGAGAAUAACAGAUAGAUUCGAAGAAGUGAGUGUGGAGAAGUCUCUCGAAGAAGGUGAACUGAUCUUGGGCGGAUUGAUUUUAGAUGAAGAAUCGAAUAGGGUGUUUUCAGAAAUCACAGGCAUCCGUAAGCUUGUGAUGGCAGCGGAGGCACGGAUCAUGGAGCAUGAAGAAACGAGAAAGAAAGAGAUAAGGGAGCUGGAAAACAGUGUGGUGAGUUUGACAGAGGAGAACAGAGAUAUCAGUAGCUUGCUGAGGAUUGCUUUGGUAGAGAAGGAGGCAGUGGAGAAGAGCCUGAGCAGAUUGAAAGGUGGCGGCGGGGAGCAGAGGAGGGUGGCAAUCCUGCAGAUUGUGCAGAAGGUGGGGUUUGGGUUCAUGAUGGGCAGCGGCAGUGCUUCAAGUGCUAGCGAUCCAUCGGAGAGCUCAAGCGCUGAUCAUGGGACAAGAUCGGACAGUAGUGAGAGCGCGGAGGAGGUCGUUAGCCUGGCUUCAACUGUGGAGAAGAUAAUGAAGAAUCUACGGCUGGAGAUUACCCAACUAAAGAGAUCUUUGGAUGAAUCUAGGUCAGACGGUGAGCGGUUGCAGAGUCUUACAGAGAAACAAGCUCAGAAGAUUGAAGAAAGCACAUUGUACAUAAAAGAUUUAGAAGAAAGGGAAACUAUACUGACACAAAAUGUUGAAGAGUUGAUGAUGGAAUUAGCAGAGGCUGAGGAAGAGAUUGUCCGAUGGAGGGAAGCUUGCGAGCUAGAGGUGGAAGCGGCGAAGGCUGCUGUUGAAGAACGCGACAAAGAGGUUGCCAUUCUCAAAGAAGAGUUGGAGAAGACAAAGGUCUCAUUGGAGCUAUCAAACAACAAGCUGAAGCUGAAAGAAGAACUAGCUACAGCUGCAAUGGCAGCCCAGGUUGCUGCCGAGCAAUCUCUGCAGCUCGCCGACAGCAGAUCUGCCAUUUUACGUGACCGGAUCGAAGAACUUACAAGACAGUUAGAGGAGGCUGAUAGCAAAGGCGAACGGGCCGCCCGCCGGAAAGCAAGGCACGUCUGUUGGCCUUGGCGGGCCCUACGGGUUAACCCGGCCGCUAUGAGGCGGCGGGAUGUAAGCCGGCGGAGGCUGCCGGAGAUGGAAGCAUUGUUGCAUAAUAACAUCUGAGUCACGAUUUUGUUUUUUUGAACAUUGAUCUUGGGGUGCAUUUGGUUUGCACCAAAUAUCAUGAUAUUUGGUGCAACCAAACGCACCCUUAAUUAGGUAUUUAACGCUUACCAGAAAACAUUGAUGUUGUUUUUCUUGUACUUCUUGAAUGAAAUAAUGACAGCAGAUUAGUUUCAAGAAGUAAACGGGUCAACAUGACACGUGAAAAUGUGUUCAUCUGAGGGUCCCACCAUAUAUAAGC
Messenger RNA from Magnolia sinica, 3044 nucleotides. RefSeq lists its product as uncharacterized. The coding region runs from base 44 to 2803 and encodes 919 amino acids. The transcript has 5 exons. The record is from RefSeq and is a predicted model, not a curated record. Lineage: Eukaryota; Viridiplantae; Streptophyta; Magnoliopsida; Magnoliales; Magnoliaceae.